Messenger RNA from Ictalurus punctatus (channel catfish), 1951 nucleotides. RefSeq names its product low affinity immunoglobulin gamma Fc region receptor III-A. Gene Ontology annotation, molecular function: transmembrane signaling receptor activity. The transcript has 9 exons. The record is from RefSeq and is a predicted model, not a curated record. The annotation marks the transcript as partial. Gene Ontology annotation, biological process: cell surface receptor signaling pathway. Lineage: Eukaryota; Metazoa; Chordata; Actinopteri; Siluriformes; Ictaluridae.
UCUCCUCCAGUGUCUCUGAUCAUCAAUCCCAGCAGAACUCAACACUUUACUGCUGACUCUCUCUCACUGAGCUGUGAGGACCAGAGUGACUCUACUGGAUGGACAGUGAGAGGAUACACACACAGUGAGGCAGUGUCUGAUUGUUCAUCAGUUUCAGGAUCUACAUGUAACAUCCGCUCCCUCUCUACAUCACACACUGGAGUUUACUGGUGUCAGUCUGAAUCUGGAGGACGCAGUAAUCCUGUCAACAUCACAGUGCACCAUGGUCAUGUGAUCCUGGACAGUCCUGUCCAUCCUGUGACUGAGGGACAUCCUCUGACUUUACAUUGUUUAUCUCGCAACUCAAAGACCUCAGCUUCUGGUGUUGAUUUCUAUAAAGAUGGUUCAGUGCUGCAGAACAAGACUACAGGAGAGAUGACCAUCAGUACUGUCUCAAAGUCAGAUGAAGGUUUCUACCACUGUAAACACCCAGAGAGAGGAGAGUCACCCAAAAGCUGGGUUUCAGUCAGAGACUCAGGGUCUGGAUCCAGUACUGAUAUAGUAUUUGUGUCUGUGGGACUGAGUUUGGCCUUGCUGUUCAUCAUCCUUUUACUGAUCCUGCGUUGGUGGCACAAAUCCAUCCAAGGAAAGGACAGAGACAUACAGCAGAACAGCAAUCAGACACCAGGCCAGAACCCGAGUCAGUCAGGAGCUGAGGAUUCUCAGUCAGGACACGCUCCACUUCAGACCGAUGUGCACAUUUAUGCCACUGUGGAGAACGCAAGUAAAAGUGAAGCUGCAGCUGAACUCAGUGGGGCCGUUUAUGCACAGGUCAUGAAGAAAAAGGAGUCAUACAAGAAUAAAGAUGAUGAUGCUGGACCCAGAGAUGUGAUUUACACUGAGCUUGAAAUCAAGCCACAGAAAAAAGCAAAGAAAAAUCAGGUGAAGGCCAGUGUAGAGUAUGAAACUGUUUAUUCACAGCUGAAGCAGAACACAUAGGUGCUGGAGGAGUGAAUACACAACUGAACAGACGAGAGAGAAGAGAGAGAGAAGUUCAUCAUGUGUGCAGUGACAGUAAAAUCGGAGUGAGAUUGUUUUGUACAGGUUCUUUGCACUUAUUUGGUUUAAAAUGUGUGUGUGGGGGGAUUAAGAACGUGUGUAUGGACAGCAUUAAGAAGUAUUUACAGGGUGUAUUUUAUUGAUUACUUGUGCCACUAUUAGGACUGGUUGUAAAGCAAAAGGAUUUAGUAGUAAUAGUAAGAGUAAUUAGUCAAUGUGACUGAACUUUUAUUCUUGAAAAUGUUUUUUCACUCGUGUGAGGGGCUUCAUCAUGUCAUCUGUGUGCAGUUCACACCACCAGAACUGAAAGUCGUUAUCAUCACAUACAGAGAUACACUGAUGUAUUUUCCACCACACGGUACAACCACAAUCUCCAGCCUACAGUUAAAAAGAUCAUGUAUCAUUUCAUCAUAACAAAUAUCACUUCAUGGUUUCAUUGUAUUAAGCAUGUAUUGUAUUAUUUGGUUUAAAUUUGUAAGCAUUUCAGCAAUUACAGUUGUACUUUUAGGUCACACAAAUGAUACCCUGCAUUAAAAUAUACAUGUAUACAAAGCAGCUGUAUUUUAUUAAGAGGCGUUAUUCACUGAUUAACCUCCAGUUGCUUUACAAGUGAUGACGUCCUAUGAAACAAUGCAUAUAUUCAUUCUCAUGCAUCAUUAUUGUUGUACUCUACAAGAAAAAUACCUGCAUUGCAGUAGAAAUCAUCAGCUCUGUUUCUCAUUAAUAUUAUGUUUAAAAAGUGGCUAAAGCUAAACAGAGAGCAUGAAAAAUUUCAGAUGAGGAAAUAUUUUAAAGUGGUCAUUUUAUCACCUUUACGCACUUGUCAAAAGAUUACAGCAGUGCCAUCUUCUGGGUAUAAUUCAUUUUAGAAAAGUCUAUGCAUUAUUAAAUUCUAUGUCUUUGAAAAUGUACA